Messenger RNA from Candidula unifasciata, 1485 nucleotides. The record is from the annotation of a GenBank genome assembly. NCBI's taxonomy places the organism in Eukaryota, Metazoa, Mollusca, Gastropoda, Stylommatophora, Geomitridae.
AUGUUUUUGCGACGCCUGUACAGAAAAAGAUAUUUUAAAUGGCUUGUUUUCGUAUUUACUGUUUUCAUAUUUUGGGCUGUAAUAGGCUAUUUGGUUUCCUAUGAGGAUGAGGAUUUCCCUGAUGAUGUUAUCUAUGAUAUAUUUAUUGAUGAGACUCAAGAUGAUCAUGAACACAUACCACUGGACCAAGAGAUGCUAGAGGAGAUGCAGAGAGUGAAGACCAGUAAGAAAUAUGAGACCGUAGAUGCCACUAACGUAACUGACCCUAUCAUUUUGUGGUGGACAGAAUUUACAGGAGAACCUGGCAAAUCGAGGUCAUGUGGAAAUGAUCGUUGUUUUUUCACAAAUAAUCGGAACUUUAGAAAUCACAAGCAUAUGAAGGUGUUUGUAUUCUACGGUACUGACUUCAGCCAGAAAGACCUACCACUGCCCAGACGCCAACAUCAUGAGUGGGCCCUCUUCCAUGAAGAAUCUCCCAAAAAUAACUUUUUGCUUUGUCAUGAAGAUGCUCUUUCCCUAACUGCUUGUUGUAUUCUCAGGAGAGAGUCCGAUUUCCCGAUCACGACUCAACACCUCUUGUCUCUAGAGUGGCUACAGCAGAGCACAUACACCAAAUCUACAAGUCAGAAAAACAGGCAAGUGGUUCAUGCUGAAGGGCUGGCCCCUGUGGUCUAUGUGCAAUCUGACUGUAACCCUCCAUCAGAUAGAGAUGAGUUUGUGAAGCAGCUAAUGAAGUUUAUCCCAGUGGAUUCCUAUGGUACCUGUUUGAACAAUAAGCAGCUGCCACAAAAACUGAUGUCUCCAUUGGAAGGGAUGGCCCAUAAGGACUUCUAUGAGCUCCUGUCCCACUACAAAUUUGUGCUGGCCAUGGAGAAUGCUGUGUGUGACGACUACAUCACUGAGAAACUGUGGCGACCUUUAAUGGUUGGGGCAGUUCCGGUUGUGUUCGGGUCACCAAAAGUUAAGGAUUUUCUACCCAGCAAUACAUCUGCCUUGGUGAUCACAGACUUUAAUUCAGCGGAACAUCUAGCUAAACAUUUACAGUAUCUGAAUAAUAAAGACAUGGAAUAUGACAAACUUCAGCGCUGGAAAGAUACUGGGGUCUCAAACCAGCUCCUUCACAAUAUCUUAUCAACUCGUGUCUGGUCGCCAGAUGAUGACAAGACAUGGACUCCAGACCAUGUCAACUUUGUGGAAGCCUUUGAGUGUUUUAUUUGUAAGCGGGUGCAUGAAAAUUUGAAGAGGGUUAGCCGAGGGGAAGAAACUGUACAGUGGAAAGCAAAUGUUGAUCAUUAUGGGUGCCCAAAACCAAUGAAAUUUGAUGAAUCUGGGAAGUAUGGUAAGGAACCCCCAUUAAAUGAUUAUUGGAGUGCUCACUGGCUACAGCAGAAACAUGCAGCCAAGGCCCUCAAGGAAUGCAUUAGCAGUGAGAUUCCUUAUUGUGGGGACUAUAGGAAAAGUAAGGAUCUACGGAGAGACUUUUAG